AUGAGCGAGAUGAGUUCGUCGGAGCAUGACUCCGAAUCUUCCAUUCUGCUCCACUUGCCUCCGCUCUCACAGAGCCUAUUCGAUGCCGAACCAUCGGACCUCCAACAACCCAACGGAUCUGCCGCCCGGCCGUCCUCCGAUCCCUCCAGCCCUACUAGCAGCGGUUACGCUCCCGAGCGGGGAAGCAGCACUGCCACAUCCGUUUCCCAUGUGGAAGAGGUCCUUAGCAACGAAAUUCAGGAGAUCACCAUCCACGAUCCCCAACCUCUCUCUCACUCUUCCUGGCUUCCCGGAAAACGACACGGCGAUGAGGAUGAUGCUUCUAUUUCAUGGAGGAAAAGGAAGAAGCAUUUUUUUGUUCUGAGUCAUUCUGGCAAACCAAUAUAUUCUAGGUAUGGAGACGAACACAAGCUUGCUGGUUUUUCAGCAACGUUGCAGGCAAUCAUUUCCUUUGUGGAGAAUGGAGGUGACCAUGUCAAAUUGGUGAGGGCUGGAAAGCAUCAGGUGGUUUUUCUUGUAAAAGGACCAAUUUACUUGGUCUGCAUCAGCUGCACAGAAGAGCCCUACGAGUCACUAAGGGGGCAGUUAGAGAUUAUUCAUGGCCAGAUGAUUGUUAUACUAACAAAGUCAGUAAACAGAUGUUUUGAGAAGAAUCCAAAGUUUGAUAUGACACCCUUGCUUGGUGGAACAGACAUUGUUUUCUCUUCACUAAUCCACUCUUUUAGUUGGAACCCAGCUACAUUUCUUCAUGCGUAUACUUGUCUGCCUCUUGCAUAUGCAACAAGGCAAGCUGCUGGUGCUAUAUUGCAAGACGUUGCUGAUUCUGGUGUUCUGUUUGCAAUUCUGAUGUGCAGACACAAGGUAAUCAGUCUAGUUGGUGCUCAGAAAGCCUCUCUUCAUCCAGAUGACAUGCUGCUCCUGGCCAACUUUGUUAUGUCAUCUGAAUCGUUUAGGACUUCAGAGGCAUUUUCUCCGGUUUGCUUGCCAAGAUACAAUGCUUUGGCAUUUUUGUAUGCUUAUAUCCACUUUUUUGAUGAUGAUACAUAUUUGAUGUUGCUGACCACGAGUUCUGAUUCAUUUUACCAUCUUAAGGAUUGCAGGAUUGGUAUUGAAGCUGUCCUUUUGAAGUCAAAUGUCCUUAGUGAGGCUCAAAGAUCCUUGCUAGAUGGUGGGAUGCGUGUUGAGGAUCUACCACCCUUACCUCGUUCUGGCUCUUCUCAUUUAGGUCAGCAUAGAGUUCCAUCAGAUUCCCCUGAAAGAUCAAGGGAACCUGAUUGUGGCGUUGGUGGUGCUGCUGGGUUGUGGCAUUUUAUUUAUCGCAGCAUUUAUCUGGAUCAAUAUAUAUCUUCAGAGUUCUCAUCACCAAUUAACACUCCUAAGCAGCAGAAAAGACUGUAUAGAGGUUACCAGAAACUUUUUGCUUCCAUGCAUGAUAAAGGAAUUGGGCCACACAAAACUCAGUUUAGAAGGGAUGAAAACUACGUGCUGCUCUGUUGGGUAACACAGGAUUUUGAGCUUUAUGCUGCAUUUGAUCCCCUUGCAGACAAGGCCUUGGCAAUAAAGACUUGCAAUCGGGUGUGUCAAUGGGUAAAAGAUGUGGAAAAUGAAAUAUUUUUGCUAGGAGCUAGCCCCUUUUCGUGGUGA
Messenger RNA from Sphenostylis stenocarpa, 1644 nucleotides. NCBI's taxonomy places the organism in Eukaryota, Viridiplantae, Streptophyta, Magnoliopsida, Fabales, Fabaceae. The record is from the annotation of a GenBank genome assembly.